Messenger RNA from Salvia splendens (bonfire salvia), 1566 nucleotides. Its product is annotated as pentatricopeptide repeat-containing protein At3g16010-like. Gene Ontology annotation, molecular function: mRNA binding; protein binding. The transcript is spliced from 3 exons. Bases 387 to 1223 code for a protein of 278 amino acids. Lineage: Eukaryota; Viridiplantae; Streptophyta; Magnoliopsida; Lamiales; Lamiaceae. The record is from RefSeq and is a predicted model, not a curated record.
CUUGACGAGAGGUUUAUUAGGAUCUUGAAAAUAUUUAAGUGGGGUCCUGGUGCUGAAAAGGCUGAUGAAAGACAAUGGUUUGUCUCCCACGGCGAAAAUCUAUACUACAAUGUUAAGUGUUCUCUUCAAACAAGGUAAGGCUGAAUAGGCAUUAGGAUUAGUUCGAGAGAUGAAGAGUGUUGGUUGUACCCCAACUGUGUAUACAUAUACAGAAAUGAUAAGAGGGCUAGGUGCAGCUGGGAGGGUUGAAGAAGCUUAUUCGAUAUUUUUAAACAUGUUGAAUGAUGGUUGCCAGCCAGAUGCCGUGCUAACUGCUAAUAAACAAUGUUACAAACUUCUUGGGAAGGGCAGGAAGGUUGCCUGAUGCGAUCAAGCUUUUCGAAGGAAUGGAAUCAUUGAACUGCAUGCCGAAUGUGGUGACUUACAACACUGUCAUUAAAGCUCUGUUUGAAUCAAAAGCCCCGGUAUCUGAGGUCGUCUCGUGGUAUGAGAAAAUGAAAGCCAGUGGCGUAAGUCCUAGUGCAUAUACUUACUCAAUUCUCAUAGAUGGGUUCUGCAAGAAAAAUAGCUUAGAAAAAGCAUUAUUAAUGUUCGAAGAGAUGGAUGAAAAGGGUUUUCCUCCAUGUCCAGCUGCUUAUUGCAGCUUAAUCAACAGUCUUGGAUGGUUAAAACGAUAUGAUGCUGCUCACGAGUUAUUCCAAGAACUAAAAGAAAACUGUGGAUCCUCAAGUGCUCGUGUGUAUGCUGUGAUGAUAAAACAUUUUGGAAAAUGCGGACGUUUGUCUGAGGCUGUCGAUCUUUUCCAUGAGAUGAAGAGACACAGUUGCACUCCGGAUGUGUAUGCCUAUAACGCUCUCAUGUCAGCAAUGGUGAGGGCUGGUAUGACAGACGAGGCUCAGUCAUUGUUUCCAAGAAUGGGAGAAGAUGGUUGUUCUCCUGAUCUUAACUCACACAACAUCAUUCUGAAUGGCUUGGCCAGAACAGGUGGGCCUGAAAGGGCAAUGGAGAUGUUCACAACAAUGAAAAAUUCUGAGAUGAAGCCUGAUGCUGUCUCCUAUAAUACGCUUCUAGGUUGCCUUAGUCGUGCCGGCUUGUUCGAAGAGGCUGCAAGGCUAAUGAAAGAGAUGCGCCUGAAUGGUUUGGAAUAUGAUGUCAUAACUUACUCAUCAAUACUUGAGGCUGUUGGUAAAGUUGAUGAAGAUAUUAAGCCUGCAGCUUGCUAAACAACAUUUUGGAUGGGCAAAAAUGAGGACACAUACAUAUGAGAUAAUGGCAUGCCAUUUCAACUGAAGAGGAAGAACUUGAAAAUUGUUAUCGCGCCUGUAUAUCGUUAUACAGAUCGUUGAGUACUAGAUGCUCUAACUUAGCGAUGAAGCAGUAUAUGAAAGAGGCUGGAUAAAUACCAGAGAUGGAAAUGUGAUUUUACCAAGAAAACAAUGCGGGAGAAGCUCUUAUUUACAGCUCAUAGCAUCUGCACAUUGUUUCUUAACAGCAAGAUAAAUCAUACUUGCUUUAGUUAGGAGCAAUUAUAAUUAAUUACAUCUGCAUUUUUCACCUUUUCAUACA